AUGCAACCCUGGAUUGUAGCCAAGGGACGCGAACUCGGCGUGCCUUCUGCGUCUGCCUUCUCCCUUGAAGUAGAGGUCAUGCGCCUUUCUGUGGCUCAGGCAAAGGCCGUCGUCGGGGGGCGACGACAACGCCGGCACACCAGGAGGCUUGCGACCGAAAACGGGGCCUACCGGUGCGACGGCAGCAAGCAGCUUCAGCGACCGUGGCAGCACGAGCGUUUCAGGACCUGGGGCGGUGGCAAGGCAUUGGCUGCGGAGAUUGAAAACGAAAAUCUUCAUAUUUUGAGCCGCAUGCAGCCCCACGAGAUUCGGGAGGCUCGGGAGGAGAUCCUCCAGCGCUUUGGGGCAGAACGAUUUGCGGCCCUGCAGAGACGAGCGCUCCGGCGGGCUCGUGCGAAAUGCAGCGGCGAACAUCAAGAACAGAAUGGAAAUGCUGAGGCGACGAGGGCGCAGCAGCUGGACGGGCCGCACGGGGCGAAAGGCAGCAGCUCCAGAAUGAGGACGCUGCGCGCCUGUCCGCGUUCCCGCGCGAGAACAGAACUGAGGAAAGUCAGACGCGCCUUCAAGCGGGCGGCUCAGCUCCCGCCGCUUCUCCGGUGCCGCCCUCGUCCUCGUGUGCAUCGUCUACACAGUCAUCUGUUUUUGCUCUGCCGGGAGGCAGGCAGUGCGUUCUCGAGUGGAGCCUCGAGCCGCGUCGGGCGCUGGCAGCUGCGGCGGCCCGGACGCCGGCUUAGGAAGAGAAACGACCUUGGGCCCGCUUUCCAAGGAAGCUGCGAAACUGCAGUGGGCAAAUCCGCUUGGCCUGGAAGAUGCGAGGGGUGGACCUCUUGA
This is a messenger RNA of Besnoitia besnoiti, 831 nucleotides long. RefSeq lists its product as uncharacterized. NCBI's taxonomy places the organism in Eukaryota, Apicomplexa, Conoidasida, Eucoccidiorida, Sarcocystidae. The record is from RefSeq and is a predicted model, not a curated record. The transcript is spliced from 3 exons. The coding region runs from base 1 to 831 and encodes 276 amino acids.